UGCAGCUGGGUUUUACAGUUUGGACAGCUGUUGGCUGCACAGUUAACUGGCACGAUAAUGGUGGUGUUGGACCUCAAAGUCACAGCCUCCGAUGAGGCGUCCCUCAGAAAUAAUUACAAGAUCUUGAACACCAUCUGCCAAAGCAGCUUUGGUGAAGUGAAGCUGGCCUGCCACCUCCUCACCCAGACCCAGGUGGCGUUGAAAAUCCUGCCAAGGAACUCCUCUAUUGUCACAUCAGAAAUUGAUAUCAUGAAAUCCCUCAGUCAUCCCAAUAUCAUCCAGCUUUAUCAGAUCAUCAACACCACUGUCAACACCUACCUUGUAAUGGAGCAUUCGAGCGGGGGAAGGCUGCUGGACCGGAUCCAGGAGGAUGGACAUCUGCAGGAGGAGGAGGCCCGUCGAAUUUUCCAGCAGAUUGGGAGCGCUGUGCAUUACUGUCAUUCAAAAGGUGUCGUGCAUGGAGACCUGAGGCCAGAAAAUAUACUGGUGGAUGGCGAGGGCAACGUCAAACUCAGUGACUUUGGGUUGGGCGUUCAGGUGAGCCCUGGGCAGAAGCUGCAUUCUUUCUUCUGCAGCCUCCCAUUUUGUGCCCCAGAACUCCUUCAGGGAAAAGACUACGAUGGACCCGCAGCUGAUAUGUGGAGCCUGGGAGUCCUCCUCUACUUUAUGACCAUGGGGUGCCUCCCUUUUCAAGCACCUACCAAUCCCGGGAUAAAGCAGAAGAUCCUGUGUGCGAAAUACUACAGCCCAUCUUAUCUUUCUGCAAAUGUCCUAAAUGUAAUUGGUCAGUUACUCACCCUGGACCCUAGCAAGAGGGCUACUAUAGACUGCAUCAUGCACCACCCAUGGCUCACGCAAGGUGAGGUUCCUUCUCUUGAGUUUUCCUUGGAGGAGUUCCCCAGUCUCCCGAACCCCAUUAUCAUAACCAUUAUGGCUGAUUUGGGGUAUGACCCUUACGAGGUCCUGGAAUCUUUAAAAGCACAAACCUUCAAUGAAACAAUGGCUACGUAUCUGAUAUUACAACACAAGAGCCCCUGGGAGAAUAGCCAGGAGAACCAAGUGAAGCCUGGGCAGCCAGGUGUUACACCUUGUGUGACCCCAGCAGAUCUUUCCACCUUCCCUCUUCCCCUGAACCAGACAGCCAGCAAGCCUGCCCUUCACACCUUCCCCUGUAAAUGUCAGCUUCCCCAUGAUGAGAAACAUUUAAGGAUGGAGGGAGGCAAGAGGGCCAUCAUGUCUGCUGCUCCCCAGUGCUGCCUUCUGAAGAGGACCAUCUCUCAUUUCAGGGCAGCCUGCCAUCAUGAUGCUGUCGCUGCCCUUUGUACCCACUCCACGAGUAGCUACGGUGCUGAGCCAGGGAGCCAUGUGGGCCCUCAGGACACACUUCCAAAAAACAACUCACUUCCCAGGAAGGAACUGUGGACCCUGACCACCACGGGUGCCCGAACAACAGACAGCAGCUCAUCCUCUGGGGAGCUAUCGCCAAAACCAGUGUCCUUGUCCAGUGACCAGCCUAACAGUGGGAUGGUAGCCUGCACCCACACACACUGCUCAGGCUGGAAGAGAGAGAUGAGGAGAGUGGUGAGCUGUGUAGCAAAACUGUGCUGCUGCGUGACAGUCCAGAGGAAAGUUCAGGUCUCCAGAAACCAAGAGGUGCCAAUCAGAGUGCAAUGGCAAGACCCCCAAAGCCAGGAGGUGAGGCGCUGAGAUGUAUUUGUGCAUUGACCUCAUCUGCACUGUGCUUUUCAACUGACAUCAUUGUGCACCUGCGUGGGGCGUGUGGUUUAAUGUGUCUGUCAUCUCAAGAGGACAAAUCCACAGAACUUA
Peromyscus leucopus (white-footed mouse) is the source of this 1827-nucleotide messenger RNA. RefSeq names its product sperm motility kinase X-like. Lineage: Eukaryota; Metazoa; Chordata; Mammalia; Rodentia; Cricetidae. Gene Ontology annotation, molecular function: tau-protein kinase activity; protein serine/threonine kinase activity; ATP binding. Gene Ontology annotation, biological process: intracellular signal transduction; microtubule cytoskeleton organization; protein phosphorylation. Gene Ontology annotation, cellular component: cytoplasm. The record is from RefSeq and is a predicted model, not a curated record. Bases 58 to 1707 code for a protein of 549 amino acids. The transcript is spliced from 2 exons.